Zingiber officinale is the source of this 856-nucleotide messenger RNA. RefSeq lists its product as uncharacterized. The transcript has 2 exons. Lineage: Eukaryota; Viridiplantae; Streptophyta; Magnoliopsida; Zingiberales; Zingiberaceae. Gene Ontology annotation, cellular component: chloroplast. Bases 44 to 514 code for a protein of 156 amino acids. The record is from RefSeq and is a predicted model, not a curated record.
UUAAAUAAAAGUCUCAGACACCAGGAACAGGAUAGGAGAAACAAUGGCGUCGCCAGCCUCCGCCUGCAACCACGCUGUGUUGCGGCCUCAUUCGACUUCCUUGUUGGCGUUGCUGCCUUCUCCGUUGUCUCAUCCUCAGCGAUGGGGUGCAAUCAAACCCUAUCCAACCCCACUGCGUCGCGCCUUCAGGAUCUCAACAAGAACCAUCAACACUCCCCGGGCUUCUUCACAACCCCCGCAAGGAGAAGGAAGAGGAGACGAAGAUGAAGAAGGAAGCACGAGUCCUAUCGAUACUUCACUCAUCCUGUCGGAUGAUUUAGGGUACCUGUGGAAAUUAGCUGCUGGCUCAGUUGGUGGUGCCUCUCUGAUAAAGUAUGGAAGCGUUUUUCUUCCUGAUAUAACCAGGCCCAACUUAACGCAAGCUCUUCUUAUGAUAUCUCUACCUGUACUGGUGGCUGUUGCGAUUUUAGUGAAGGAGAGCAGCAUGGCAAGCAAAGAUGAGGAUUUGAUCUAGAUUCUUCUUCGCUCAGUAAUAACUUGAGAUCCUUGUAAUUGUUACAUAAUCGAAACUUUUCAUAAGAUGAUUGGCAACGUUCCCACUGCAACAGUUUGCAUUUAGUAAUUUGUGAUACUACUUGGAGGUCUGUCUCUAACUUUUUUCUAUUUCCUAAUUUAGGCUUUAAUGACAUUAUCUACUCAAUUCCACUGUAUAUGAGAUUUAUUGCAAAACAUAGGAGAGAAGGGGGAGAGAAGGGAUAUGGCAGAGAGAUGCCGGUGGUGGAUCUAUUGUAUGUCCUCUUGGUACACUUUGAGAAUCUAAUUUAUGUAGUCCGGCUAAGUCAGCCGAGUUGGUAUU